GUAGGAGUGGCCAGCGGUGGUAAUUUGCCUGGUCUGCAAUCUGCAUCGUCAAACCAUCAACAAACCUGCUCCACAUCCGCUGUGCAUUUUGUACAUGUGUACCGGAAUUUCGCGGUCUUCCGCGAAAGAUUCCUCUUUAACGUCUUACUUAUAUUAAUCGCUAUUCAUCUGUUUUCAUUAAUUCUUCUCCUCCAGAUCGGCCUACUCCUCAGCAUAUACAAUAUCCCUGCUAAUGUAUAAAUGUUAUGUAAUAGUCUUGUAUAUAUAGCUUGUGUAAUAAUCUUGUCUUGUAUAUUAUGUUCUGCUAGCGCUUGAAUAUUGCCGGUUAAAUAAUUUUCAUUUCGCUGUAUCAAGAGCGGUAGUAUUCGGAUGUAAUAUUUAUUUAGUUUGUGUUGAGCGGAAUAAAAUAUGGAUUUUAACCAGACGUUUUGGGAAUCAUUGCCCAUGAUGCCGGUGCCACCGACCAGCGCUCCGAUCCCGGCGGCUACGUGUGCGGCCAGUAUCGGCCAGUGCUCCGAACCGAUAGGCUUAUUCACUCAGUUUCUGCAACGCAACGUUAGCGCCACGCGCAACCUGGACGUGGAGCCGCCGCGCCCUAACCCCUCCGCAAUGACCUUUGGCUUCGGGGACUGGCUGGACCCGCUGGAGCUGUCGGAAGUUGACACCUUUGACCUGGAAUCCCUGUACCGCCCCGCGCCCCUCUUCACCCCCGACUUUGACCUUUUCCCGGACAACCGCGCCAAACCGGAAGUCCCGUGGUUCCCGGGAUACCCUCCCGACCCCCUCCCGUACAAAACCCCGUCCGCCGUGCCGGCGCUCCUCACGCCCUCCUGCGCGCUGGGUCCCCAGUAUAAGGGUCCGCUGGAGCGGAAGCGCAGCAAGUCCAGCGGGAAGAUCGAGGGGAAACCCUCCGGGAAACGCGCCCGCCACUUCUGGCAGUAUAACCUGCAGUCCAAGGGGCCAAAGCGGAACACGGACCCCCGCCGGCGCUGCAGUUCGGCGUCGACGGUCAGCGAUCCCGGGGUGGGCGGGGAUCCGCACGUCCUGUCCAAAGCGGUGGACCCGGUGUUCAACUGGGAGCUCCGGGGUGACGUCCCGGACGGGGUGCGCAUCAAACACACCGGGAAGGCGCGGCGCGGGGACGGGAAUGACCUGACCCCGAACGUCCGGAAGCUGGUGAGUCUCGGGAAGGAGCUGGACGCCAUCAACCAGGCCAUCGAGGGACUGGACGCCGAGGCGGAAGUGGAGGAGGGCGGCGCGGGGCAGCGGGCGCGGCGGGAGAAGAAUAAGCUGGCCUCCCGCGGGUGCCGGCUGAAGAAGAAGGCGCAGCAUGAGGCCAACAAGAUUAAAUUGCGCGGACUGGAGGAGCAGCACCAUGAACUAAUGGAGAGCAUCUGCUGUAUCCGGCAGAUGCUGGUCGCUAAGGCAACCGCCCUGAUGGUCGGCGGGAUGGGUCAGCCGGAGGAGAAGGCCACGGAGUCGUUUCGACGAAUCAAACAACAGCAUCUCAAAACAUUUGUGGCCGGCCGCUCUGCUGAUUACGUCAACGAGCAGCUGAAGUCGGCCGAAGGACAAGAACUCUCCAAACACCGAUUUUAAUCUUGUACAUACCGUAUUCUCCCAUGUAAUGACUAAUUUAAUUUUAUUUUCAAGAUGUAUUAAAUUAAUUAAAUGGAAACCGCGCUGGAGGAAAUCGAGAUAUUGAUGUCAACAUUAUUUUCUUGUUUGUAAAUCACAUAACUUGCGUUUUAAGUUAGUUAGCGUGUUUGCAACUAGCUGGGUCAUAUUGGCCAAUUAUAAUGUAAUUAUUAUAUAAUUAUGUGUAAAUAAUAUGUACAUCUGAAAUUUCUGUAUAUAAAUCACGCAGUUUUUGAUGAAUAUUUCU
Molecule: messenger RNA, 1885 nt
Organism: Paramacrobiotus metropolitanus
Lineage: Eukaryota; Metazoa; Tardigrada; Eutardigrada; Parachela; Macrobiotidae
Exons: 4
Coding region: 409-1599 (396 amino acids)
Biological process (GO): regulation of transcription by RNA polymerase II; response to unfolded protein
Cellular component (GO): nucleus
Molecular function (GO): DNA-binding transcription factor activity, RNA polymerase II-specific; RNA polymerase II transcription regulatory region sequence-specific DNA binding
Source: RefSeq, a predicted model, not a curated record